UAAGUGGUAAGGCUCAACUUCAACUUACUAGCCCUGUAUCCACCUGCUAAAGAUUGACAGAGAUGGUUAAAUACCCCAGAAGUAAUGGUGGCAGUGUUUGUUUUAAUAGGUUUUUGCAAAUGUGUUUUCAACUGACUUAGGUACUUCAGGCUGAAAGACGAGCACUUGAAAUGUUUAUUUAAGCAUGCCCUUGAAGUAUCCCAUUGACAUAAGGUUACUUCCGAUCAGUUUAUCUGAUCUCUAGAGAUGAUUGUGAAAUAAUCAGUGGAUUUAAACAGCUCUGGUAUGGUUUUGGAUCUACUGACAAGUUUAACAAAUAUCACCCCUUUGACCUGCCCCUUCCAUAGGGUUUAGAUACCAUGGCACCUUAGAAGCAUCCAAGCUAGAUUUACCUAUGCCUUUUAGCACAAGCGUCUCUUGCAGUUGUAUUCUUGCCACCACGAAUCACUGACUAGGGGUAAAAAUGUUAAAAGUGGCUAAGUGACCUAGGUUCCUAAAUGCUUCAAUCACUUGUCAAAAUGGAAUGUAGGCUCCUAAGGGCCAGAUUUUCAAAGGUAUUUAGAUGCCUGAAGAUGCAGAUAGAGGCCUAGUGGGACAUAAACAUCAGAAACACAUAAGCAGGUUAGGUGACUAAGUCCUAUUUGAACCUGUCCAAAGUUUAGGGAUAUUUGGUUCAGUGCAGUGUUUGGGAUUUUUCUUUCUUUGUAUAUUGUGCAUAGAGAUGCGGGAAAAGUAUUCCCACUGAGUCAUUAUUACUGAUAGACUUUAAUUAGAAAGUUGUCUGAUUCUGGGCCUUUCCCUGACAAUGGCAUCUUCUGCCUUGAGUAUACUAUACUUCAUAAUAGCAAUGCCUCAGAGUGGUAGGAGACUCGCACAACUAAAUCACAUAGCAAGAGUAAUUCAGCUCUCUUUAAGGAAGAAGAUAUAUCAUCAUAUGACCAGAACAUAAAAAGAAGUGGACCAAAGCUAACCCAGAAGAGAGAGGAUAAUCGAGGAUUUGCUGUGUCCAGAUUCAAGGAGAGUAUUGGGAAUCUAUUACCUCUUGGGUGAAACAAAUAAAAGGAUCUAAUCAAAUCAUUUCUACAGAAAAGCAUGCAUGUUGAAUUCUGAACCAUUCUGGUAGUAAUGUUUAUGAGGGUGGCCAUUUGUGGCCAGGCAUAGAAAGUACAUACAGAAAAUUAAACAUGUUUUUGCAAUUCUGCAUGAACAUGAUAUUUAAAAAUCAAGCCCUGCUUAUCCUAAACCAUGCUCUGACGGCCUUUGGUGUGGUCUUUUAGAGAUGUCAGAGCUGUACACCAACUCCCAGCCAAAUUCAAACCACGAAAAGAAAUAAACUAAGACAUAUUGAUUACGAGUUUGUUACUUAACUUCCAACAACACAACACUCCCCUGCUGUUUUCCAAUCUCCUUUCAUAGGGCUAUUUUGUGCUACAAAGCAGUAACGUGAUCGAGUGGCUCAUAGGAGCACUGCAUUAAGCUUCUACCACUCAGUCCUUCUUUGGUGGACUUCAACCCCUCUCUGGAUGCUGCUUAGUUAUCUAUGCCAGAGACAACUCACCGCUGGGUCUCCUAAGAAUCCUGCAAAAAUUUUGCCCUUGGAAUUGACCAGAUUGCACAAAGUGGCAGGGAUUUUUCCAAACUUUUCUCAGAGGGAGUGGAUCCUCUGAAUUCCCCACAUGUUCUUUAUCCCUGUCCCAAACUUCCAGCUACACAAGUUGGAUGCUUGUCAAAAUUUACCAACAAACUCAGUACAGCUCUCAGGGAUGCACUGAAGCUAUUUCCAGGAGUUUGUUACCCAGUGGUGCAGCCUCUUGCCUUAUUGUGGGUGUAAGAAAGCAUUUUUCUUUAAAUAAAUGAAUGGACUCUCUAGUCUUCACUCCUUUCUUCAGCAUCUGCCAACCUGAUACGUAGCAUAUACUGAAGGUUACAUUCAAGGAUUUGUUUGGGAGACUAGCAGGGUGCCAUCCCUGAGCCUGGCCCCUUGUGGCACAGCAUGGCCCUGCAGCCACCCCACCCUCAGCUCCCCCGUGGUUGUUGCAAUAAUUUGCUCACAAGCCAAAAUACUUCCAGAGAGGGGUUGAAGCCAGGAUUUAGGUGGGAAGGCUAUGACAGAUACAGAGGCAGCAGUGGGAGUGACCCAUGUAGUGGAAGACACAAUGAAGAUGACUGGAUGUGGAAGCUGUGGUAUGUACAUGAUCCUGGAGGGGGUAUCUGGUAAGAGUUUUGUCUGCAUGAAAUGCCGUCUGAUAGAGCUGAUGGAGGAAAAGAUCCAAGGAUUGGAGAUGCAGGUGGAAAGUCUGGUUGAGUUUAGAAGGGGGUUCGAGCAGAUUAUGGAGUAAAGACAUGAGGUAGCUGAAAGGAAAAGCUCAGACUUGCAGAUGGAAGCAGGACUGAGGAAUUCUGAGGGGAGACUGCUGGGUGAGGAAAAUGGACAGUGGAAGCAUGUGACUAAAAGAACCAGGCAGAGGAAAAGACGGGCUAGUGAAGGAGAAAUAGAGCUCAAGAAUAGGUUUGCAGAGUUGGAAAAUGAAGGGGCUCAGCAGGUGGUCACUGAAGGUGGAAGGGCAAGGGAGAAGAGAAGAGCAGCUAGUCCUAUAGGAAAACGGGAAGAGUCAAUGGAGACUACACCAAAUAUGAGUCCCAGAAGGAUAUAGGAUGGGUUGAAGAGGAUUACAAGGGAGAAUAGGAAUAGAAAGAACUUGGGAACAGGGGAUAGACUGGAGAAUAGCAGCAUCACCAGCAAAAGGCAGGUCUACGUGAUUGGGGACUCUUUACUGAGAAGAAUAGACAGGCCUGUAACCAGAGCUGAUCCAGAGAAUAGAAGGAUGUGCUGUCUUCCAGGUGCUAAGAUACGGGAUGUAGACCUGAGGUUGAAAAGGAUCCUAAAGGGAGUGAGAAAGAAUCCCCUAAUUAUCCUUCAUCUGGGAACAAAUGAUACCGGUAGAUUCUCGCUGGAACGUAUCAAGGGAGACUAUGUUAGGCUGGGGAAGACGCUUAAGGAAAUCGGGGCUCAGGUGAUUUUUAGUGGGAUUCUGCCUGUUCCUAGAGAAGGGCAAAAAAGGUGUGACAAGAUUAUGACUAUCAACAGAUGGCUCAGGCAGUGGUGGUAUAAGGAGGGCUUUGGUAUGUAUGGCCACUGGGAGGCAUUCAUGGACAGAGGACAGUUCUCUCGGGAUGGACUUCAUCUGAGUAGGGAAGAAAAUAGAUUUCUAGGAUGGAGGUUGGCACAACUGAUUAAGAGAGCUUUAAACUAGGAAUUUGGGGGAGAUGGUUGGGAUAUGUCCAGGUAAUCUCCACGCCGGAUUUUAGCAUUGAGAGGGAAGAAAACAAAGUAAGAAAGGAUACAGCUGUGGGUAGGAGAAUGGACAUAAGGAGGAAGGGCAGUGUGGAUACUAGUCUAAUAGGUCAUACUGGCUGUAGAAUGACCAUGCCUAAUCGGGUACAGAAUGUGAACGAGGCCAAACAGCAAAAAUUAAGAUGUUGGUACACCAAUGCAAGGAGCCUAGGUAACAAAAUGGAGGAACUAGAGAUACUGGUGCAGGAAGUGAAACCAGAUAUUAUAGGGAUAACAGAAACAUGGUGGAAUAGUAGUCAUGACUGGAUAACAGGUAUUGAAGGGUAUGUGCUGUUUAGGAAAGACAGAAAUAAAGGUAAAGGUGAUGGAGUAGCAUUGUCUAUCAAUGAUGAGGUAGAAUGUAAAGAAAUAAGAAGCAAUGGAAUGGAUAAGACAGAGUCCGUCUGGGCAAAAAUCACAUAGGGGAAGAAAACUACUGGAGCCUCCCCUGGGAUAGUGCUUGAGGUGUGCUAUAGACUGCCAAGAUCUAAUUUAGAUGUGGAUAGAGCCCUCUUUAAUGUUUUUAAUGAAGUAAAUACUAAUGGAAACUGCGUGAUCAUGGGAGACUUUAACUUCCCAGAUAUAGACUGGAGGACGAGUGCUAGUAAUAAUAAUAGGGCUCAGAUUUUCCUAGAUGCGAUAGCUGAUGGAUUCCUUCAUUAAGUAGUUGCUGAACCGACUAGAGGGGAUGCCAUUUUAGAUUUGGUUUUGGUGAGUAGUGAGGACCUCUUAGAAGAAAUGGUUGUAGGGGACAAUCUUGGUUCAAGUGAUCAUGAGCUAAUUCAGUUCAAUCUGAACAGAAAGAUAAACAAAAAUAAAUCUGCAACUAGGGUUUUUGAUUUCAAAAGGGCUGACUUGCAAAAAUUAAGGACAUUAGUUGGGGAAGUGGAUUGGACUGAAGAACUUAUGGAUCUAAAGGCAGAGGAGGCCUGGGAUUACUUUAAGUCAAAGCUGCAGAAGCUAUCGGAAGCCUGCAUCACAAGAAAGGGGAAAAAAUUCAUAGGCAGGAGUUGUAGACCAAGUUGGAUGAGCAAGCAUCUCAGAGAGGUGAUUAGGAAAAAGCAGAAAGCGUAUAGGGAGUGGAAGAUGGGAGGGAUCAGCAAGAAAAGCUACCUUAUUGAGGUCAGAACAUGUAGGGAUAAAGUGAGACAGGCUAAAAGUCAAGUAGAGUUGGACCUUGCAAAGGGAAUUAAAACCAAUAGUAAAAGGUUCUAUAGCCAUAUAAAUAAGAAGAAAACAAAGAAAGAAGAAGUGGGACUGCUAAACACUGAGAAUGGAGUGGAGGUUAAGGAUAAUCUAGACAUGGCCCAAUAUCUAAACAAAUACCUUGCCUCAGUCUUUAAUAAGGCUAAUGAGGAUCUUAGGGAUAAUGGUAGCAUGAUAAAUGGGAAUGAAGAUAUGAAGGUAGAUAUUACCAUAUCUGAGGUAGAAGCGAAAUUUGAACAGCUUAAUGGGACUAAAUCAGGGGGCCCAGAUGAUCUUCGUCCAAGAAAAUUAAAGGAAUUGGCACAUGAAAUUGCAAGCCCAUUAGCAAGAAUUUUUAAUGAAUCUGUAAACUCAGGGGUUGUACCGUAUGAAGGGAGAAUUGCUAACAUAGUUCCUAUUUUUAAGAAAGGGAAAAAAAGUGAUCCAGGUAACUACGGGCCUGUUAAUUUGACACCAGUAGAAUGUAAGGUCUUGGAAAAAAUUUUGAAGGAGUAAGUAGUUAAGGACAUUGAGGUCAAUGGUAAAUGGGACAAAAUACAACAUGGUUUUACAAAAGGUAGAUCGUGCCAAACCAACUUGAUCUCCAUCUUUGAGAAAGUAACAGAUUUUUUAGACAAAGGAAACGCAGUGGAUCUGAUUUACCUAGAUUUCAGUAAGGCGUUUGAUACCGUGCCACAUGGGGAAUUAUUAGUUAAAUUGAAAAGAUGGGGAUCAAUAUGAAAAUUGAAAGGUGGAUAAGGAAUUGGUUAACAGGGAGGCUUCAGCAGGUCAUACUGAAAGGUGAACUGUCAGGCUGGAGGGAGGUUACCAGUGGAGUUCCUCAGCGUUCCUAAGAUUUGGGACCAAUCUUAUUUAAUAUUUUCAUUACUGACCUCAGCACAAAAAGUGGGAGUGUGCUAAUAAAGUUUGUGGAUGAUACAAAGCUGGGAGGUAUUGCCAAUUUAGAGAAAGACCGGGAUAUCAUACAGGAAGAUCUGGAUGACCUUGUAAACUGGAGUAAUAGUAAUAGGAUGAAAUUUAAUAGUGAGAAGUGUAAGGUCAUGCAUUUAGGGAUUAAUAACAAGAAUUUUAGUUAUAAGCUGGGGACGCAUCAAUUAGAGGUAACGGAGGAGGAGAAGGACCUUGGAGUAUUGGUUGAUCACAGGAUGACUAUGAGCCACCAAUGUGAUAUGGCCAUGAAAAAAGCUAAUGCGGUCUUGGGAUGCAUCAGGCGAGGUAUUUCCAGUAGAGAUAAGGAGGUUUUAGUACCAUUAUACAAGGCACUGGUGAGAUCUCACCUGGAAUACUGUGUGCAGUUCUGGUCUCCCAUGUUUAAGAAGGAUGAAUUCAAACUGGAACAGGUACAGAGAAGGGCAACUAGGAUGAUCCGAGGAAUGGAAAACUUGUCUUAUGAAAGGAGACUCAAGGAGCUUGGCUUGUUUAGCCUAACCAAAAGAAGGUUGAGGGGAGAUAUGAUUGCUCUCUAUAAAUAUAUCAGAGGGAUAAAUACCUGGGAGGGAGAGGAAUUAUUUAAGCUCAGUACCAAUGUGGACACAAGAACAAAUGGAUAUAAACUGGUCAUCGGGAAGUUUAGACUUGAAAUUAGAUGAAGGUUGCUAACCAUCAGAGGAGCGAAGUUUUGGAAUAGCCUUCCAAGGGAAGCAGUGGGGGCAAAAGACCUAUCUGGCUUUAAGAUUAAACUCGAUAAGUUUAUGGAGGAGAUGGUAUGAUGGGAUAACAUGAUUUUGACAAUUAAUUGAUCUUUAAAUAUUCAUGAUAAAUAGGCCCAAUGGCCUGUGAUGGGAUGUUAGAUGGGGUGGAUGUUAUGAGGUCUUAUUUGCUAAGUCUUUUCAGAAUACAGACUCUUUGGCCCCUCAGUCCCAAGGUACCUUCUCCAUGCUUCUGGGGCCCCAAAGACCUCCUUCUUGAGGCCUGUGCUGUGAUUCUGCAAGAUUUUGCUCCUUGGUUCAGGGCCCCGACAGCCUUCCUUCUUGCAGUCUCCUUUCUUUGUCUUUCAGGAGGCUUCUCAUUUGUCUCCAGGGUGGACUGAUUUAACCACAUGACCUUCCUGUCAGGCCACCAGUGGAGAACCUCUGAUCUCUUGGAUGGCUCUGCUAAGUGCAGUUAUGGGCUAUUGCUACUGAAUCGGUGGAGUGCAAGCUUUCCCCCAUCCAGCUUCGGCGUUCCAUCUCUUUCCUGGAAGACCUCCUCUGGUGUGGAGGAGGGAGUUCAGUCCUGAUGGCUCAUUCAGUUCCUGGCUUCUCUGCAGAGACUUCUGCCAAUAGUUGGUCCAGAGGUGAAUUUCUCGAACUGUAAUAAAGUCAGGAGCAGCAUAGAUACUCAAAGCUAGCAAAAGAAAAUAUACAUUCAACGUCAUUGUUCUGAAAUGCUCAAAGAGGGUCUGAAAACGCAUACUCCUGGACUUAUACACUACCAUUUUAUGGUUUCUCUUUAAGGAAAUGAAUAAUUUCUCUUGAUUUUUGAGGUUGAUAAAACAAUCAUUGUGUGGGACUUUUUAGAACAAAAUAUUUCCAGUAAAUUUUUUUUCACCUUCAUGUUCACUCCUUACUCAAGUAAAACCUCCAAGGAAGUGAGUAACAAAAAAUGUCAGGAGCUGGAUCUUUGUUCUACAUAUUAUCAUUUAAAUAAAUAAUGACUUGACCAGUUGUUGAACUGCUGCCACUCUGAUUAAUUUCCCAAAAUGCAAAGCCAGCC
This is a messenger RNA of Caretta caretta (loggerhead turtle), 7234 nucleotides long. RefSeq lists its product as uncharacterized. The record is from RefSeq and is a predicted model, not a curated record. Gene Ontology annotation, biological process: cell adhesion involved in heart morphogenesis; larval heart development. Gene Ontology annotation, cellular component: extracellular matrix. NCBI's taxonomy places the organism in Eukaryota, Metazoa, Chordata, Testudines, Cheloniidae.